Molecule: messenger RNA, 3256 nt
Organism: Lampris incognitus (smalleye Pacific opah)
Lineage: Eukaryota; Metazoa; Chordata; Actinopteri; Lampriformes; Lampridae
Gene: entpd4
Product: ectonucleoside triphosphate diphosphohydrolase 4
Exons: 13
Coding region: 225-2081 (618 amino acids)
Biological process (GO): nucleoside diphosphate catabolic process
Cellular component (GO): membrane
Molecular function (GO): nucleoside diphosphate phosphatase activity
Source: RefSeq, a predicted model, not a curated record
CGGCCACGACCUGCGCCGGUUGUUGACGAUGGCUGGCUAGCGUUAGCCGGCGCCUUCCAGCUCAUCAAACCAAACCAUGGUUGUUUCGGUGGAGGAGGAGACUCGUUUUUACGCUGCUGAAAUGAUGGCGAGAAGGAAGCAGAAUGGAGCCAGCGUCCCAACCUCCAGUCGACUUUCCCGUCACUUUUCUAUCGUAAUCUAACAAACCGACGACAAUCCGCAUCAUGGGAAGGAUCAGCUUUUCGUGCCUUUUCCCAGCCUCCUGGCAUUUCAGUCUGUCAUCCCAGGUUCUUCCCCGGCUUGUUAUACCUUCCCUCAGACAACUGCUCUUUAUCGGCCUGGUGGUGUGUCUGGUGGGGCUUGUUUACCUCUUGCUUGUCACUGCAAAGGGGCACACCACCUGGAUCAGAAAGGAGAGUCACUUCCACAGACAUUUGGCAAGAGUGACUGAUGUGGAGGCAACAGACACAAGCAACCCCAACCUUAACUAUGGCCUGGUGGUGGACUGUGGGAGUAGCGGUUCCAGAGUGUUUGUGUACUGUUGGCCACGCCACAAUGGUAAUCCUCAUGAAUUGCUGAACAUCCGACAAAUGAGAGAUCAACACCGCAAGCCAGUGGUAAUGAAGAUAAAGCCGGGCAUCUCUGAAUUGGCUACAACACCUGAAAAAGCCAGUGAUUACAUAUUUCCACUACUGAGCUUUGCAGCCCAACACAUACCUAAAAGCAAACACCAAGAAACACCCUUGUACAUCCUUUGCACAGCUGGAAUGAGGAUUCUACCUGAAAGUCAACAAGAAGCACUUCUAGAGGAUCUGCGGACAGAUAUCCCAGUAAACUUCAACUUCCUCUUCUCUGAUUCCCAUGUAGAAGUCAUUUCUGGCAAACAGGAAGGUGUAUAUGCAUGGAUUGGAAUUAAUUUUGUCCUUGGAAGAUUUAACCAUGUACACAAUGAUGGGGAAGCUGUAGUAGAAGUACAGGUCCCUGGGAAUGACCAGCAGGAGGCGCUGGUGAGGAAAAGGACUGCCGGUGUCCUGGACAUGGGCGGGGUCUCUACACAGAUUGCAUACGAAGUGCCCAAAACUGUAAGCUUUGCUUCUCCACAACAGGAGGAGGUUGCUAAGAACUUACUGGCAGAGUUCAACUUGGGUUGCGAUGCGCAUCGCACAGAACACGUUUAUCGUGUGUACGUGUCCACUUUCCUUGGGUUUGGGGGAAAUGCAGCACACCAAAGAUAUGAGGAGAGUCUUGUCAAAAAUACCGCCACACGAAACAAACUCUUGGGCCAGCAUGUUGGAGAGACGGCAGAGUCUCCCCUCAUGGAUCCAUGUCUACCUACAGACCUGCAGGACGAGGUCGGCCCCCCUACACAGAAGUUCUACAUUCGAGGCACGGGGGACUUCGACUUAUGUAGACAACUUCUCCAGCCUUUCCUCAACCGUACUGAAGAAAAUCAAACCUCCUUGAAUGGUAUCUACCAGCCGGCCAUUGACUAUGACAACAGCCAGUUCUACGGCUUCUCCGAGUUCUACUACUGUACCGAGGAUGUCCUGCGCAUGGGCGGGGAUUAUAAUUCUUCCAAAUAUGCCCAGGCAGCCAAGAGUUACUGUGCCACCAAGUGGCGGACUCUUAAGGACCGCUUUGACUCUGGCUUGUACGCCUCUCAUGCUGAUCUUCACAGACUUAAGUACCAGUGUUUUAAAUCAGCGUGGAUGUAUGAAGUUUUCCAUUUGGGGUUCUCUUUCCCUACAAAUUAUAAAAAUCUCAAGACUGCCCUUUUGGUCUACGACAAAGAAGUCCAGUGGACUCUUGGUGCCAUACUUUACAGAACACGUUUUCUGCCUUUGAGAGACAUCCAGCAGGAGAGCCUGAAAGGAGUGCACUCCCACUGGCGGCACAGCUUCUCUUUUGUCAACAACCACUACUUAUUCCUGGCCUGUUUCCUCGUUGUUGUGUUGUCUAUUUUGCUGUAUUUGUUACGCCUGCGCCGCAUCCACCGGCGUACGGCGCAGCGCUGCACUCCUUCCUCGGCCCAGUGGCUGGAGGAGGGCCUGAGCUCCCCCUCACUUCCUAUCACCCUCUAAAAAAAACAUGAUAGAGUUGAUCUGGACAGCAUGUCUUGACUUUCCAGAACCAGUUCUCUGCCCCUUCUCUCUUUGAUACCAUCUGCUUGGCCAGUGAGUCGGCCUUCAGUUGUAGGCUGCGACCCUGAAAGACAGUUGCCUUCUUAAACGUGGAUUUUGAUUUAAGCUCAAGGAGAGACGGUACUCAGACUUGUCCAGAACUCACAAAGAAGAUUCUACAUAAGUUUUCGGGUUUGCUCAGCCAUGAAAAUAGUUCUGUACUUUAUCAGUAAUUUAUUGUUCUUGAAAUAUUUGCCAUAAAUGUGAUUAAGAUGGGAAAAGAACGCGUACAUGACAUGCUUCUACUUCACGAAGUUCAUAUGGCAGCUGGCUCUUUCUGUCUCCGCUCAUCAGAAAAACCUACAGUUCGCCAGUUCGGGUGCGAUCUUGCAUCUCCUAACAUGCGGAUUGUCUCCACUUUUGAAUUUCGCAAAGUUAAACUCCGAUAAAUCGUCUAGAGGCAAUUUUUUUUCACUGUUUUGUGUGUGCACAUGCCUUUUUUCUUUUCCUUGAUAAGUGCAUGAUCACUUUAUGGUGUUGGAAUCUUUUUUUUAUAUAUAUAUAUACUGUUGUCAUACCGAUAAAUGGUAUAGUCAUUUACCAUUGACACACAAGUUUCUGUUUGUCGGAUCGUCGGAGUGAAAGAAAACUCCCAGUGUCUCGAGAGGCUUUCCUUUACGAUACGAAUCGGGUACAGUUAAUGCUAAUUAGUAAGCGGGAUCGCCUUGUUGUCAGGUACAGAAUCAGAAUGUAUCGUGCCGUCGUGCAGAACCCCCUCACCCCACCCCACAACGUUGUUUAUACUAUUUAUAUUGCUGUAUGGGUGGCUUUGAAUAGCUGCACUAGUGCAAUAUCAUGUCUUAUCACUGUAGUUAAGUUCAUACCAACACCAGGAGUGUUAAUCUCACUAAGCCCUGCUCCCGCCGAGGCGAGGGCCUUUAUUCAGCUGUGGAUUUGGAUACGGUUUCCUAUGUUUCGAUACCCCGAGCUUCGUUUUCAGAAGCUGGAACGUCACUGCUCGAAGGUGAUGAGAAACGAAAGCACAUAUCCCAUUGUUUUUAUGAAAACAAUGUAGUCAAGUGUUUGCACAGGUUUAAUAAAACAGUCGGUGUAUUGCAAUUCAACAAUAAAAGUUG